GACAGCCAACUGAGUUGGAACACCACAUCACCCAAACUGACCGCAUGUAUAGCCGAGACUGCCUUCACAUGGAUUCCCGGGAUAUUCCUCGCGAUAUGUCUUCCCGUUAUCAUCACAGAUGUGUUCCGUUCGCGACGGCCGUCCAUACCGUGGAACGCCUACAAUGGCUCGCGACUUAUCAUAGCCCUGACACUCAGUGUUUUCCACUUCGACGACAAGCCGUCGAUGGCAUACCUCAUAUCGACGGCCGUCUACUCCAUCAUAAGUGUGGUGUUAUGUCUGGUGCUGUAUUGCCAUCAGUUGUCUGGCAUACACUGCAGUGGAAUCGUGUGGUUCUACCUAUUGAUGGACGCGGUCUUCAAGACACUAUCGGUGGCCACGUAUUCGAUGAAUAGGGAUAUCCGACAGACACACGAAUACACACUCUUUUUGAUACAAUACUCGUUGACUAUAAUCCUGUUUCUGAUGAACUCCAGCGCCGACAGACUACCCGUCGGUCACUACAGCGACAAAUUGGGCGGAAAGUCGCGGGUUUGUCCCAAAGAGCGCGUGUCGUUCCCCCAGAAGUUGAUCUUCGAGUGGGUCACCCGUUUGAUAGUCAAGGGCUGGAAGAGCCCGUUGACCACCGAUGACUUGUGGGACGUGCGCCGGGAGGACAGGUGUAAGCGUGUGUUCGGCGAGUUUAACGCCAUAUGGAAGGGCACUAAAUAUACGGCCGACGCCGAGGACGAGAAAGUGGUGACUGAGUUGAGCGGAAAGGGAGGAGAUAUUAAGUACCAGUCCAUUAAGGAUUUGUCUGAAAGCUCGUCUCAAUCGCAACAGAAGUCGACACCAAAUGCGCCCCAAAAUAAUAGACUACUAAAAGUGAUUGGGAAAGGGUUUUGGUUUUACUUUUUGAUACCAAGUAUAUUGAAACUGGUGGCCGAUGUCGUACAACUGGCCAACCCUAUGAUCAUGAAAUUAUUGAUUGGUUUCACAACGGAUGCUGACGAGCCCUCAUGGCACGGGUAUAUGUACGCCAUACUACUUAUAUUCACAAAUAUUUUCCAGAGUCUUAUCAAUGGAUACCAGGCACAGCGUAUGUCUGUGUUGGGUAUGAGGAUCAGGACGUGUUUAGUAUCCGCCGUCUAUAGGAAGUCAUUGGUUCUGAGCAAUCACUCCAAGAAAGACACGACUUCUGGAGAGAUAGUCAAUCUCAUGGCUGUUGACUCCCAGAGAUUUGUCGAUAUGUUGCCGUAUUUAAGUUUCUUAUGGACAGCACCCGUACAGAUAGCCAUCUCCUUAUAUCUGCUUUACAAUGAGAUGGGUUUGGCCACACUGGGAGGACUGGUAGUCAUGUUACUUCUCAUUCCCGUCAACGGUUGGGUUUCGACUAAGAUUAGGACAAUUCAAUCGAAACAAAUGAAACUCAAAGACCAAAGGGUCCGCAAUUUGAAUGAAAUUCUCAGCGGAAUUAAAGUCUUAAAACUGUACGGAUGGGAGGAGGCGUUUGUGAAGAAUGUUUUGGACAUUCGUAAGCGUGAGCUGAGACUCAUCUGGAAGAGUGGGCUCAUCAGUGGUGUGACUGUCGUGUUGGCCGGGACUACACCACUGCUCGUGGCUUUGGUUACGUUCGGACUAUACAUAGGAUUGGAUUCAGACAACAAACUCGACGCCCAAAAGGCUUUCGUGUCGAUAGCCCUGUUCAAUCUGUUGAGAAUACCACUCACUAUCGUGCCCAACAUGGUUACCAGUUUGAUCAUGACAUUAGUUUCCGUAAAACGAUUGAAUAAAUUCCUGAACUUCUCUGAACUCUCG
Messenger RNA from Oppiella nova, 1797 nucleotides. The record is from the annotation of a GenBank genome assembly. NCBI's taxonomy places the organism in Eukaryota, Metazoa, Arthropoda, Arachnida, Sarcoptiformes, Oppiidae.